This is a messenger RNA of Anas platyrhynchos (mallard), 4101 nucleotides long. The record is from RefSeq and is a predicted model, not a curated record. Lineage: Eukaryota; Metazoa; Chordata; Aves; Anseriformes; Anatidae.
AAAUAUGACACAAUGCCUGUUUGUUUGCAAUAGCUGCAAGCCUCGUAGCAGAGAUUCAAGUGGGAAACAGAGGGAGACCAGCGGGGGAAUUAGAAACUGUGACGUCGUGUCCUCCCUCCUGUGCCGGAGCAAGCAAAGAAAGGAGAGGUAGAGGAAAAAAGACUGAGCCUUGCAACCAACCAUCACCUUGGCGAUGUGUCAGUCAAACACCCUGCAGGGACCAGAUCUGCAUACAGGGAAAUGGCUGCGUUCAGGGAACGGCGGCAGCAGCAGCUGUGCCGGGGACCAGCACUCACAACUGGACAGUCCAGGCCCGGCUGGCUCUGCCGGUGGUACACCAAAUAGGAGAACUCGUUUCAGGUUGCAAUUUCCCCAGCUGGCCCUGAGGCGAAGGUUGGGCCAGCUAAGCUGUAUGUCUAGGCCUGCUCUGAAACUCCGUUCUUGGCCUCUGACUAUUCUCUAUUACCUUCUGCCUUUCGGUGCUCUUAAGCCCUUGACCAGAGUGGGAUGGAGGCCUGUGAGCAGGGUUGCUCUGUACAAAUCGGUACCAACUCGACUGCUCUCACGAGCAUGGGGUCGCCUGAACCAGGUGGAGCUGCCUACAUGGCUUCGGAAGCCUGUUUACAGCCUGUACAUUUGGACAUUCGGAGUAAACAUGAAGGAGGCAGCUGUUGAAGAUCUGCAUCACUAUAGAAACCUCAGUGAAUUCUUUCGCAGGAAGCUGAAACCACAAGCACGGCCAGUCUGCUGUUUGCACAGUGUGAUCAGCCCCUCUGAUGGAAAGAUCCUUAAUUUUGGACAAGUAAAGAACUGUGAAGUGGAGCAAGUAAAAGGGGUUACUUAUUCACUGGAAUCUUUCUUGGGACCUCGCAUCAGCACAGAGGACUUGCAUUUUAGGGAGGCCUCACCUGGUAACUCCUUUCAGCAACAGCUAGUCACAAAGGAGGGGAAUGAGCUCUAUCAUUGUGUAAUCUACCUUGCACCAGGGGACUACCACUGCUUCCACUCGCCCACUGACUGGAAGGUGUCACACCGACGUCAUUUUCCAGGCUCUCUGAUGUCUGUGAAUCCUGGAGUUGCUCGCUGGAUCAAGGAACUGUUCUGCCACAAUGAACGGGUUGUCCUUACAGGUGACUGGAAACAUGGAUUCUUCUCUUUAACAGCUGUAGGGGCAACAAACGUGGGCUCUAUCCGCAUCUACUUUGACCAGGACCUGCAUACCAACAGUCCCUUUUAUUCAAAAGGUUCCUACAAUGACUUCAGCUUCGUAUCCAACAACAACAAGGAGGGAAUACCCAUGAGGAAAGGAGAACAUUUAGGGGAAUUUAAUCUAGGUUCUACUAUUGUACUCAUCUUUGAGGCACCUAAGGACUUCAAAUUCCACCUCAAAGCUGGACAGAAAAUCCGCUUUGGAGAAGCCCUUGGCUCUCUAUAGAAACUCUCGCAGCAAGAAGGUUUUAUAUGCAAAGGGACUUUUAUCACAUCACAGAGUUUCACUUAACAAGUGUAUAUCACUCAGCAGGACCUGGGUGAGAAAAAUGGAAGAUGUCAUUGCUAUGUUCAACUUUGAGAGUAUUUGGCCUAUAUUUACCUAUUGCUGCUGAAUGCAGAAAGAGAAUUGAAUGAACAUGUAUGUAUCAGGUACUGCUGCCUUUAAAGAUCUUGACUAUGGAGGUUUCUGUCCUACCCUGUGCCUGUAGUCUGAUGUUCUCCCCCUCAAUGUGCCACAGGAUAUCUAUGUUCACAGAACUUAAAACUCCCUUUCUAGCCUUCCUAGACCAUGCAGGUGCAAUGGGGAAGGGUAGAAGUAGAGAUUAGGUUUAUUAAAGGGACAUUAAGAAGUUGAGUCAGACCUCGUACCUUAGAUCUGCUGUAUUUCUUUUUCAGACCUUGAGUAACAAAUAUAUUCUCAUCUUUAUUCUAAAACACUUCUCUGAAGUCCUUGUAUAAAACACAUGGAGAGCCAUUAACUAGUCCAGUUAAAUGGACUAUUAUGGCUUCACAGUCCAAACUAAGCAAAAUGCACAGACUGCAUCAGAAAAGUAAGUUAUACAUCCAAUUUAUUUCCUAACAUUAAACAACUUUAAUUCUUUUACUUAACAACAUCCCUUGAAAAAUGGACUUUGCACUGCAUUUUAAACCUGGAACCACUGUGUCUACAUUCCAUACAAUGAAACUGGUGAUAGUGGAUUUUUUUUAAUAUUAGCUGACAGGUCCAUAUGUCCUGUUCCUAAUGACCAUGCUUUUAUUUUGCUAUUCCAGGCCUUAACAAUCUUGUUUUUAUUUAAGAAAGAGUUCACCUCUUGAAUUAAGGGUUGGAAGACACAGAGGAUGUUUCUCAUGUGAUGCUAUGUAUCUUCAGUGUUGCUUUGUCAUUAAAUUAUUGAAGAAUAGUUCCUCUAUUUAUAGGGCAGUUUCAGAUACUUCAGGACCAAUUUUAACGCAUGGAGUGCAAUACCAUACAUACUGACAGUACAUUACAAAGAGCAGCUCUUGGAAGCAAUCCCAGGUUGCCUCCCUGGUGCCAACUUGGCCAUCCUAUAAUGCACUGGCACCUAUUUUGUCUUAUCUAAAAUAUAAAAAGCCACUCCUACUCUGACUUCUGUCCUCAGACUAAUUUUGCUAGGACUGUGCAGGGGCCUGAGAGCUUUAUGCUGGAGCUUCAUCCUACAGCAGAACUUCAGAGCCUCACGGUAACUUAACAUCAAGAAGAGUUAACAAAACACCUUGGAUCUCUUGAGCACGGCACCAAAAGCCCUGACCCUGGUGCCAAAGUAAAGAAGAAGAACUCUGUUUUAAAGCAAUGUAUCAAUUAUUUUUAGAAAAUAAACUGUUUCAAGUCCAGCCGCUCAAACAUUUUGAGUUGACAUUGCUGUCCAGCGCUUGUGGGAGUGGACAUGCUUAUAAAACUUGCCUUUUUGAUCUCUGAAGGAUUUCUCAUACUACUUUCUUGCUUGAGCCUUGGGUGUUUUUUCUGCUACUUCAAGGAGAUAGUAGGCUUUGAUCAGCUGUGACUUCUUUAAGAAAAACUUACCUUCUUUGUAUGCACUGCAGAAAAUAGAAUAUAAUUUUAUUGUACAAAUGUCCAGUUUGCCAAGUCCUGUAUGCUUAGCUUGUCAUCAGGAAUGAAAGGAUGAUGAACUGUAUGUAGCAACGUAGUCCAGCCAUGACUCUAAGAUGAUGGUGGCUGCUCAGGUGACAAGCAGGAGAAAAUUCAUUUGGCUCUGAGAGUCAAUGUUUCCUCACUUAACAUGGGGAGGAGUUUGAAAGCUUGAAGUGGCUGUUCGCCACCUAUCUUGUUAAAAUUCUUGGCAGUAGCAAGUUUACUCCUGCAGCAGUAUAUUACCACAUAUAGGUUUCUAGAAAUGUGCACUUUUAAACCACUGAGAGUAAGAAAUACUAAGGCAAACAUCAGCCACAGAGGAUUCAACUGUGACUAGCCUCAACUUCAAAGACAUAUUUAUAGCAGACAACAACUUAGUUCCAGUGGAUGAGAGAAGAGAUAAUCUCUUCUCCCUUCUCCACUGGGGCCUAUGGCAUCCAGAUGUAGCCAAAGCAACUUUAAGCUUUAAUUUCUUGCUACUCAGCAUCAUCUGCAGGAUCUGAAGGUUACUGUUAUUCAGUAAUGGAGGAUGUAUUAAAACAAACAUCUGGUAACCUAAGUCUAAGAAGUGGGAGAGGAUUCAGCAAUGCAAGUAGCUGGUUUUGUGAAGGUCUUAAUACUGUGCAGAGCUAGCUGAUUAACAAACAUUACUUGUGCAGUGAUCAGCAAUUGCUCUGGAGCUGGAAGCAAAGUUCAUAGAGGGUACUGAUAAUGCUGUGAAUUUCUCCUGCAUGGAGAAUCCAUUGAAUUCUUCAACUGUAUCAGUAGCACGGUAUUUUUGUAUGUCAAAGUGUAUGACUAAAUGACAUUAACUCAUUUAAUUGCAAACAUUUUGAAAUAAAGAGUCUUAUCUGUGUUGCUUAUCUUUCUGAAAUGUCAGGGUAACCUAAACUAGGUAUUGUGAGUGCAGCAUGAGGUAUGUUUAGCUCCUGAUUUGUUUGUUUGUUUUUUUUUUUUAACCAGCUAUGGUCAAAAUAAAACAAGCAAGAGUAUUUAAA